Hippocampus zosterae (dwarf seahorse) is the source of this 2292-nucleotide messenger RNA. RefSeq names its product palmitoyltransferase ZDHHC23-A-like. Gene Ontology annotation, molecular function: palmitoyltransferase activity; small molecule binding. Bases 453 to 2213 code for a protein of 586 amino acids. NCBI's taxonomy places the organism in Eukaryota, Metazoa, Chordata, Actinopteri, Syngnathiformes, Syngnathidae. The record is from RefSeq and is a predicted model, not a curated record. The transcript is spliced from 12 exons.
UUCACUCUACGUCCAUCUACUACCCGGCUUGUCAUGUCGCUAAUCUUAUGCGGCUUUGUCCUACAGUGCGGAUCUACCAAGGCUGCUGACCAUCUCGACAACAGGGCUCCCGCAGACAAUCAAAGUUUUUAAUUCAGACCCGAAAGGGUGACUACGGCAAAACUUUGUUAAAUAUGCUCAAAUAUUAUUUUUCGUUGCCUAUGUGAAGAAGCAAGGACAUUUGUGAUGAUUGUACCCCCGAGGAAUGCUAGAAAUGGCAACCAUCUCAUUGCUUUGACACAGAGGCACCAUAGCAGAGACGUGACUUUUUUUUUGUCUUUUCUUUUUUUAAACCACAAACCAGCGGCACUUCAUUUACUCAUUCAAGAGCUGAAGCUUUAGUCGAGAGACCUUUCUGCUCGUCUUUCUGCUCUGAUUUUCUGUGUGGAGAUAAAAGGUCAACGUAAGCCGCGAUGAAAUGGGAAAAGUUAAAACCGCCAGAACCGGAUGAUCCGAUGUGUUGCUGUGAAUGCGACGUAUACCAGUACGGCUGUUGCUGUGACUGUGAGGAUCUGGAUGAGGCCUUCAACAGAUGGCUGAGGGACAAGGCACCAAAGAGUGGAUGUCAUUCAUUUGUACUGGGGGCCUUGAUUGACAACUUGGAGAUCUCCCUGGUCCCUGCGCUGGUUUUACUGCCUCUGCUGAUGCGUGUCGCGGCGUUGCACUACCUGCUGGGUAUCAUGAUCUUGACAGCUCUGCCCGGGUUGGUGCUCUGGCUCUACUACGCCACUCACAAGAGAAAGAGACGUACGCUUUUCUUCCUCACACUGGCGCUCUACUCUCUGGCCUACAUGUACUAUCUCUUCAUCACUGAGAUUGUACCUCGCGGGGACGUGAGUCGUUUGCAGCUCUGUACCGUGACCGCGGGGAUGAUUUUCACUAUUGCGUCUCUGGUUCGGACCAAGAGGAGCCCGGGAUUUGUUAGGACUGCAGCACGCGAGGUGGACGGCAAGGGUUCACUCAUUGAGUCCGUCCAGACAGAGACAUCGUCCUCUGUCUCAGGACCGAGACCAAGUGAUAAAUGGAGCAAGUGUCCUGUGUGCAAAAUUGCACGACCUCCGCGGGCGGGACAUUGUGGAACGUGUGGAGUUUGUGUUCAACGCCUGGACCACCAUUGCGUCUGGAUAAACAGUUGUGUAGGGCAAGGUAACCACCGCAGCUUCCUGUUGACCCUGUGCGUAUUUCUGCUAACAUCUUUGUACGGGAUCACUUUGGUGCUGCGCAGCCUGUGUCCUCAACAGUAUCUAGUCAGCGCGCUCUUCUACUGCCCGGGCGUCUACGCUCAGUCCAGCUCAGCGCUCUGCUUCACCUGUGCCUGGUACAGCGUCAUCGUCACUGGGGGGCUGCUGUACCUACUGGUGGCACAGGUGGUGAAUAUCAGCUUCAACGUGACUGAGCGGGAGGCCCACCUGGCCCUGAGGAAUAAAACGGGCCAAAUUCGCCUGUGGGGGCUCGCCGUCGCCACGGGAACGUAUUCGCGAGGCUUCUACCAGAACUGGGUUGACUUCCUCACUAUGGCUGAUGCCUCGACAUGUCCUCGAUCCGGCGCCCCCGACUUGGUCUAUGAUGGCGCAGGCAGAGCAUUACUAGUAGACGUUCUGCUCUUCGUCCUCCCUUGCUUUCCGGCUACUAUGGUCUUUCUGGUGACAGUUUUGGCGGCCGCGCUGGCCUCCAUCAGCACAUCCGCACAAGUCAUACCCCCAGCUGACUUCAACGUGCAGGGGAUGGCAGGGAAGUGGUACCUGAUCGGUUUUGCCUCUAACGGCCAAUGGUUCAUCCAACACCGCGCCAGCAUGAAAAUGGGCACUGCCAUGCUCCACCCAACUGCAGACGGCGACCUGGAUAUUUCGUAUGCCAGUCUAAAAUCCGAUGGAACAUGUUGGAGAAUGAACAACCUGGCAAAGAAGACCGACAUGCCUGGAAGAUUCACAUACACAAGUUGGGGCAAUGAGAAUGACAUGCGCGUGGUGGAUGUCGAGUACGACCAGUACGCCCUGAUUCAUACUGUUAAGAAAGACGGAGAUCAUCCCACUGUGGUCAACAAGCUCUACGGCCGUGGAGUGGAUCUCAGCCCAGAUCUGAUGGAGAGGUUCAGGCAGUUCUCCCUGGAAACCGGACUCCGAGCUGAAAACAUUGCAUUCUUCCCCCCAAACGGUGAGUGCACAGCUGCCUAGCUUCCUGCCAGCCUCAACAAUGCUGUCAAGACAAACACAAAGUUUACAAAUGUAUGCUAAUAAAGGUCAAAGAGCUAAA